Messenger RNA from Triticum urartu, 1716 nucleotides. RefSeq names its product putative serine/threonine-protein kinase PBL23. Gene Ontology annotation, molecular function: ATP binding; protein kinase activity. Lineage: Eukaryota; Viridiplantae; Streptophyta; Magnoliopsida; Poales; Poaceae. Gene Ontology annotation, biological process: cell surface receptor signaling pathway; protein phosphorylation. The record is from RefSeq and is a predicted model, not a curated record.
CGCGCGCAGAUAAAAAGGCUACGUAUCUCCAAUCUUCUUCCUUCUACUACUACCAGUAGGCAGUAGCUAGAGCUAGGGGAACAUACUCCUAGUGCACCAGUAAGCGAUCAUGGCGUUGACGGUCGUGGGGAAUGUGGCCGCGGUGACGCAGCUCAUCGAGCAGGCCACCGGGCUCAUCCGCAAGAUCAUUCGGGCGGUGGAGACGGCACGCCAGAACACGCUCGAGUGCGAGCGCCUCGCGCGCCGCGUCUCCACGGUCCACUGGGUGCUGUCUAGCCUGCGGGACGACCCGGAGAUGGUGCCGCCGCUGGCCGAGCUCAACAACACGCUGCAGGAGGCGCACCAGCUGGUGCUCAACUGCCAGAAGCGGAGCAUCGCCGACGGGUUCUUCGGAGCCCGCCGCCACGCAGACUCCUUCAGGGAUGUCAACGCCAGAAUUAUGUUCGACAUCAACGUCCUCAGCCUCAGGCUGCUCACCUGCACCGUCAAUCACACCGCCGCCGUGCCGACAACGGCCACGGUGCCGCCGCCGGCCUCCCCGCAGACCCACAUGGUGAGCUCCAUCUCCGACCAUUACCCCAGGACGUUCACGUGGGCGGAGAUUGCGGUAGCGACCAGCAACUUUGCCCACGAGCUUGGCAGAGGUGGCUCGCCUAAGGUGUACAAGGGCCGCCUCCACGGCGGCCCGGAGGUGGCCGUGAAGGUGAUGGACAAGCAGGGGCGGCAUGGCUUGGAGGACGCGUUCGUGCCGGAGCUCGUGAUCGUCUUCCGCCUCCGCCACAGCCACAUCCUGCACCUGGUUGGCUGGUGCGCGGACGAGGACGACCGCAUGUUCGUCUAUGAGCAUAUGUGCAACGGCACGCUUAGAGACCGCCUGCAGCGCGCGGGCGGUGGCUCCAGCUCGUCGGCGGCGACGGCGCCCUGGAUGACCCGCGUCGCGGUGCUGCUUGGCGCGUCCCGGGCCAUCCACUACUUGCACUGCGGCGCGCAGCCGGUGGUCAUCCACCGCAACGUCAGCUCGUCCAACAUCCUCCUGGACAUGAACUGGACGCCGCGCCUGUCCGGCUUCGGCGCGGCGGUGUAUCAAGCGGCGGGCGAGGAGCGCGGCGGCCAGGUCGUCGAGGAGGUCGUCGGCACGCCCGGAUACAUCGACCCGGAGUACAACCGCACGAAGCGUGUGAGCACGGGGAGCGACGUGUACAGCUUCGGGGUGGUGAUGCUAGAGGCGCUGACGGGCGAGGAUCCGGCCACCCAGCAGGUGGACUCCUGGCUCCUGGCCAUACGGAACGGGAAGCUGGAGGAUGUGCUGGACCGCCGCCCGUCGCUGGACCGGAGGCUGCCGCAAAUGGAGGCGCUGCAGAUCGUGGCGGACACGGCGGUCCGCUGCCUGUCGCGGAUGGACCGGCCGGCCAUGUCCAAGGUCGUGGCCAACCUCGAGGAGGCACUCCAAAUGAUACGCAGCCAUGAGCCAAUGUCCAUGGCACGCUGGAGCCUCAUUCGACGAAGAACCAGUGAGAAAUAACUACACUCAUGUCAAAAACGCUCUUAUAUCAGUGGAAUUGCGCAUAGGAUGGAGGGAGCAAUUCUCGGUCAAACGACAAAUAAAGCAUUUGUAUCCAAGGUUUUGUUUUUUGGUUGACCACCCAGAGGUUGUGAUGCCGCUUGAGAAAGAAAUUGUGUCAAUUAGCAUCUGUAUGCAUAUAUUAUCACGUUUCA